Suillus discolor is the source of this 903-nucleotide messenger RNA. RefSeq lists its product as uncharacterized. The record is from RefSeq and is a predicted model, not a curated record. Bases 1 to 903 code for a protein of 300 amino acids. NCBI's taxonomy places the organism in Eukaryota, Fungi, Basidiomycota, Agaricomycetes, Boletales, Suillaceae. The transcript has 12 exons.
AUGUCAACAAUCUCAAAUGAUCCCACUUGGUGGCCGACCAUCAGUGCGUAUCGUUUUUGCAGCUAUUUUGCAGUUGCCGCCUUCGUUGCAGUAACAUAUGAUUGGGCACUAACAUUUGGACAAGAGGUCGAAUUGGUCUGGAGACAACCCUGGUCGCUCAUGACAGUGAUGUAUAUCUGUGUGCGCUACCUUGGAAUCCUAUCUGCUGUCCUUGUUACCCUGAGCUGGAUGCUGUACAUUAUAUGGGAUUGGGCAGUUGCUGUGGUAUUUGCGAUGCUGUGGGUCAUCAUCAUCACUCGGUUGCAUGCCAUGUAUCAACGAGACAGAAAGAUCCUGAUAUUUCUCGUUGUCACCUUCCUGGCGAUCAACAUUUUUGCUGGAGCGACAGCCGUAAUGUCAACGACACAUACUUCAGGAGAUGAACUCAUUCUCUCCGGCACCUACGAGUGCAGGAUUAACUACUAUACAGGAGACGCCCUAGUUAUGGAUUCUACUACUUGGGUACUCUACAUUGUGUGGGAGGUCCUCGCACUAUGUCUCGCAGUCUGGAUUACUGUGAAACACUUCCGUGAACUGCGAUUACACUCGGCAGGAGGGAUUAUUGGGGACUGUUUUACGGUGUUGAUGAAAACUCACGUGGUUUACUUUACGAGCUUUAUUGCUGUCUCUUGCUUAGAGCUCCUUAUGGAAUUAUCAACGAACCUAGAUCUCCUACAACAACAGACUUUGUUGAGCUUGAAUCUGAUUAUCUCAGUGGUGCAGAUGUUCGUGCUAGGACCACGGCUGAUCCUUGGCCUUCGAGAAUAUAAUGCUAAACUCCUGGCUCACUCCGACACUGCCACCGGCAUGACCUCGAUCGCUUUCCAAGAACGUGUGCAUAUAUCGACUGGCAGUGGUGUGUAA